AUGAUGCAUCCACAAGCUCCACUCUUCAAAAGCGUUACUAUUCAGAUACUUGGGAAUGGCAAUGAGACUGCCAGGGAUAUUCGAACGACACAGGCAUUCUGGGACCAUAUCAUAGAGAAGCGUAACGCUUCCGGUCCAAUGCCGCCUACCCGAUCCUGUGUCGAUAAGUUCUACCAUCCUGACCAAUCCCGAAGCACCAGGACCACCCAGGGAUACUUCCGCAGCGACGACCCCGCCUACUUCGAUGCGGCGUUCUUCACUAUCACUGCCCAUGAUGCAGCCCGUAUGGACUCACAGCAGCGACUUUUGCUGGAAGUUGUUUGGGAAUGUCUGGAGAGUGCAGGACAGACAUCGUGGGAAGGAACAGAUAUUGGCUGUUUUGCUGGGACGUUCGGAGAGGAUUGGUUGGAUAUAAGCCAUAAGGAUCCUCAGCACAUCGAUAAAUAUCACGUUCUGGGAACAGGGGCAUUCGCUUUGUCCAAUCUUGUUUCCUAUGUUAAUGACUUCCUUAAUGGUGUCACCUACGUGCUGUAG
Messenger RNA from Aspergillus pseudotamarii, 534 nucleotides. RefSeq names its product beta-ketoacyl synthase. The transcript is spliced from 3 exons. Gene Ontology annotation, biological process: fatty acid biosynthetic process; secondary metabolite biosynthetic process. The coding region runs from base 1 to 534 and encodes 177 amino acids. The record is from RefSeq and is a predicted model, not a curated record. Gene Ontology annotation, molecular function: fatty acid synthase activity. NCBI's taxonomy places the organism in Eukaryota, Fungi, Ascomycota, Eurotiomycetes, Eurotiales, Aspergillaceae.